Messenger RNA from Eurytemora carolleeae, 1340 nucleotides. RefSeq lists its product as uncharacterized. The coding region runs from base 40 to 1029 and encodes 329 amino acids. The transcript has 8 exons. Gene Ontology annotation, cellular component: cytoplasm; nuclear outer membrane; meiotic nuclear membrane microtubule tethering complex. Gene Ontology annotation, molecular function: actin filament binding. The record is from RefSeq and is a predicted model, not a curated record. Gene Ontology annotation, biological process: nuclear migration. Lineage: Eukaryota; Metazoa; Arthropoda; Copepoda; Calanoida; Temoridae.
GUGAAAGGAUUGAAGGAUCGGACUACAGUACUUGAGGAUAUGGAUAAAGAGCUCGCCAAAAUAUUCCAGUUUAAUCAGGAUCUGAAGGAAUUUGAUGAUUUGCUGACAAAGACGACAUUGUGGAUGGAGGGGAAAGCUAAGGAGAAGCUUGCAACAGUUCGAGCCCCUGAGGACUCCCUCCUCCCACCUGACCCUGAGGAUAGAGUAGGAAGGGUUCUAGAGCUAUCAGAGGAUCUAACCAAGAGAGAUAAAGCCUGCUCUGUCCUAGAGGAAAAGACUGCUCAGUUAUUCCCUGGACCCGGAGAAAAGGUUUCCAAGGAUGCGAAGGAUCUUCUGGAGAGAUUAAAGAGCUUGAGAUCCUCCAUCACCACACUACAGGAGGAGGUUCAGAGGGAUUUCGCGCAGUACAGCAAGGAUGUCAGGUACUUUGCGGAGUACCAGACCGGGUUACAAGAGUUCUAUCCUAAACUUGUUGCAUACGAAACCAAGAUUGGAGAAGGACUAACUGUUCCAGAGAAUCUUGAGAGUGGUUUGAGGAUGAAGGAUGCGUGUGAAAAGUUUGCAUCAGACCUAGAGAAGAACAGGAAGGUUCUAGAAGAUGCUAAACUAACUGCACAGAACAUGACUCAUCACAGCUACUGUGACGUAACAGUGGAACAGUUUACUGAAAGAUGUGAUAAGUGUGACAUCGUAGCUAAGGAGUGGUUGAGCCACGUGAACGAUCUUGUGACCAGCUGGAGUCAUCUUGAAGGUCAGGUUCAAACCUUGGGAAACUUUGUUUCAUCCCCGGAGCAGCAGCUGGAUAUACCCAUAGAGCAGCUCGAGGAACAGCUCAAUAUACUCAAGGGAAGCUUCAAGGAGAAGCAGCAGAUGGUCAAGAAUAUGGAGGAUAAAUGCAAAAAGGCGGAGGCGGUUAAAACUCCAGGCGGAUUAAACAUAAAUCUACGGAGAAUGACAAUUGCUCCGGCCGGAAUGAUGGCUCGAAAAAUUAGUGUUAUGCCGGAUAAAGCUCCUCAGAUAGGGCUUUAAAUAUAUAAACCUGCUUGUUUAGGCCUUAUUUAUUUUUUAAAAAAAUAUUCAAACCUUGAAUUUUAUUCUUUUGUUUAAAGUAUUGUGUUUUUAAUCUUAACUGUAAUACAUCCUUUCUUCAUUUUACCGAACUAGAUUUUCCGCUCCUUGAUAUUGCACAUAUUUUAAACCUGAGUUUGAAAAUACGUACAUUUACAGAAAUAUUUAAACAUGUUUCCUUCUCCAUAGUUUUCAAUAACAAUUAAAUAAAAACAGUUCACUUGUGUAACUUGUAAUUCGUACAUUAGAUUUGAAAUACAAAAUAAAACUUU